CUGAUGCACUGGAUCUAGUAGGCUUAGUCCUAACACUGUGCUGCGUGAGGGCAGUGCCAGGCAAGAUGGAACAUCCUUUUCUAGGCCUUUGCGUGACCCUCACAACCAGCAAGGGAAAAAACAAACAAAAAAACCCAAACCAACAACAUAAUAAGCAGCACACUAAGGUACUCAAAUAUCCAUUGCAGCUUUGUCACACAGGGAGGUAGAACCACAUCUAUUUUAUGUUGUUAUGAAUUAGACUAUAGAUUUUCCACUUGGCUUGCAUCCUGAGCUGUAAUUUUUAUGGCUGGCUAUGAGUGAAAAUGAGCACUUCAGGCAUGCCUAGACAUGAAAAUACUGUCUUCUGUAACCUAUUUUUAUAGAUGUCCUCUUGUGUAAAAACUCACAGAAUCUAUGAAUCCUACAGUUGUAAUUGCUGUACCUGAAUACCUGAUCUUUGUCUAUUGGUACCACCCCAUCCAUAGGUGCAGAUUAAGUAUUUUAUAUUAAUUUAUUCAGUGAAGACUUGCAGAAGGCAAAUGACAGUGAACAAAAAGGCUUACCAUAACUUGCUGUGCAACACUUCUUUCUCUGACAGCAGUACAACUCAUGAUGGAAGAGCAAAACGUUACCACAGAAGUCCCAGCAGCCCUAAAGCGCCUGGCCAAAUACAUAGUGAGGGGUUUCUAUGGAGUAGAGUACUCCCUGGCCGUGGAUGUACUGACCCGCUACCCCUGUGUGAAAGAGGAUGACUUGUUACAGCUGCUCAAGUACGAACGCAAACAGCUGCGCACUGUUCUCAACACACUCAAGGCAGACAAGCUUGUGAAGCUGCGUAUGCGAGUUGAAACAGGGCCUAAUGGGAAGAGCACAAGACACAACUAUUAUUACAUCAAUUAUAAGGUGCUGGUGGAUGUGAUAAAGUACAAACUGGACCAUGUGCGGCGGAAGAUAGAAGCAGAUGAGCGGGAUUCAACUACCAGGUCCUCCUUUAAAUGUCCAUCUUGUUCUAGCACAUACACAGACCUGGAGGUCAAUCAACUCUUUGAUGUAUUUACAGAGACCUUCCGUUGUACUUACUGCAAUACUGAAGUAGAGGAAGAUGCCUCAGCACUGCCUAAGCGAGAUGCUCGAACCUUGCUAGCAAAAUUCAAUGAGCAGAUGGAACCUAUCUUUGUGCUACUGCGUGAGACAGAAGACACUGUUCUACCAUAUGACUUGUUGGAACCUCAGCCAACAGCAAUCCCAGGCAUAUCAGAAAGCUUUGACCAGAAGGUAUGUUCAAGCAUGCCAGAACCCUGCAGUAGACCUGAAAAAUGGGCCACCAAAAAUUCCUCUUUUGGCAAUACAUAUAGUCAGAACUUAAUUAUUGAUGUCCAAGAUUCUGAGCGCAAGAAGAAAAAGAAAGAAAAAGCAACUAAAGAGCAACCUAUCUGGAUGUCAGAGAGCACUGUGGAAGGAGCAACAACAGCUACCAUCAAUAAUGCUGGAACAAAUGCUUCUGAAGAAGCCGAAGAAACUGUUAAAGAAACUGUCAGUGAGAACGAAAUCAUCAAGACUCUUCUCAUCCAUGAAUCCAUGAAGUCACUGUCCAGCACUGACUAUGCUCCUGCUGUCAAAAGCAAAUUACCUGAAUCAGGCAGUGACACUGAGUCUGAAAAUGCCAAACACUCAAGUACAAUAACAACAAAAUUAGCAGGCAGCCCGUUUGAACAAGAAGAAGAGCAAGAAUCACUAGAUCCUAUUUUAAUGGUAGCUGCUCGGCCUUACUCAUAUGGUGAAAUUAGUGAAAAUCCAGAGCUUGUGUCUCUCAUGACGAAUGAAGAGAGAGAAGCUUAUAUAAAAGUUGUACAAGAAAUGUUCCAGUCUGUGUUUGAUUAAAUACUAUUGCACUGAAUAUACAUGCCUGUAUAGAAUGGGUAAAGUUUUCUUUUGGAUUAAGACAAAGUUAGCUUGAUCAUUUAACUCAGGAUCUUAAAUUCAUAACAGAUGAGUUAUGCUUUGUUUGAAUGCCUUUUGUUAGCAAGAAAUACCACCUGUAGGAGGUAACUACAGUUCAAAACGCUAGCACUGCAGAAAAAGAGCCCAAAGUAACUACGGGUUUUCUGUUGUUUUAGUGCUUAGACUUCUUGUGAAUGCUUUAAUCAGUAAUUUUGGAGCAUAAAUAAUUCCAAAAUGCAACUGAAUAUUGUGAUCUGAUUAAAAUAAAGUUUCAAAAGCACUGUCAUAAUCUACUUAAAAAAAAAAAAAAUCAGUCAUUGUACCUGUAUGGGAACAACUGAUCACAGCCUGAACUUCUGACUGACCACCUGUGACAAGCAAUGAGUCAGCUGCGGGAGCACAGGUGAAGGCGAUUCACCUGUGUGAUGGAAGGCGUGGAGUCUGGCUCCAUCUUUCCUAGAUCUCAUUUAAGUGCUGACUGCCACUGAGGAAGGAUCUCUUUCUGGAGAUUGCUCCUCAUGGAGUUUAUUGUGAGCCUACAACAUUAGUGAGCGUUUUUCAUUUAUUAUCUUACCACUGUGAUAAUCCUACUUAGCCUAACCUCUGUACACCUAUUGAUUGUACAGUACCUUCCUCCUAGAAUUUGCAAAAGUGAAUCAAAUUCUGAUAGGGUUUGGUUUCACUCUGUUUCAGUACAUUCUCCUAAAUAUUGGCUUGCAAGCCAUUCUCUAUGCAUUAGUAAUAUCCCUCAGUUCAAAGAGCUGCUACUAAAUUUUGUUAGCAAUAGAAGAAAAAUCAGUUCUGUAUGUUAACUUUCAUCUUAAAAGUUACAAAAUGAAAAAAAAAACCCUAAAAAUGCUUUUCACUUACUGUUCCAUACAGCUAUUCCUAAGGGGAUAACAGCACAAUGAAAUUCAGAAUUGGGAACAGUUUCAAAAAAUGUCUGUUCCCAUUUCAAUGUUAUUUCAUUACAGAAGGCUGUACAGCAGGCAUGAGCUGCAAGACAGCCAUUUAGCCCCAACAGUUGCCUUUCACACUUAUUUUUUCCCCCCUCAAGAUGCCUAAAAUAGAUAAUGUAUUGUAAUAUUCAUUUGGUCCAGAUUGCUAUGCAAGCAGUUUAUCAAGCUGAAAUUUCCAUUCAUACUCUUCUGCACUCAUUUUAAGUGAGAUUCUUUCUAAUACUACUGGAAAGAAAGACGUUCUACUUGACUGGUACUGCAUAAGAGCAGAAGCAUUGGUAUCAGAGUAUAAGAUACAGCUUAAUUUCUUUGGCAAAUAUACUAUUUUAGCAAGGAAUAAUUAAAGUAGAAUAUGAGAGUACAAACUUCCAAGAGAGGAACCUGUUUGAACAUCAGGAAAUACUUCUUCACUCUGAUGAUGACUGAGUGCUGGUUCCCUAUAGGUUGUAAUGUCUCCUGGGUUGUAGAUUUCAAAGUUGGCUGCAUGAGGUCCUGCGCAAGAGGCUCCAGGUGGCCCUGCUUAAGCAAAAGGGUUGGACAAAGUUACCUCCAAAGAUACCUUCUAACCUCGUUUAUUCUAGGAUUCUGUGAAGAGAGAAAGUGUGAACAAAGGAAUAUCAAAAGUAGAUGGAUUAGUACGAAGAGAAUUUAACUUACAGUGUCAGAGGUAAAAGAAUGCAGAGGCUUCACUUGUCACAAAGUAACUCAUCCACUAUUGAAGAAAACUUUCAAUAGUGGACGAGUUACUCUAUGACAAGUGUUUCUUGUUUGAAAACAGUGUCAAUUCUUUCUCCUGUCUCAUGUGUCUCAUUAACUGGGGCAGUUAGCCUGAGGUACAGCCUAUGCAUUACAGUACUAGUGCUCUGAACUGGAACACAAUUACAAGGGCAGUUUCAAUUCUUAUUAGGCUACUUUAAUCAACAACAAAAACCCUUAAACCCUCAACGCUAUCAAAUUAUUAACAAAAACUAAGACAAAAAAUGCUGUCUCUAUAUAGAAGUCUGCCAUGGAAUACUUUGUACUUCCAAUUAAGAUUUUGUAACCAAGAUUUCCUUAAGCAAUUACAACUCACAGAGCAAACACCAUAAUACAAUUGACUCUGGCAAAGCUAUACAGAAGAAGUUACUCUCACAUCUCUAAUCAGCAUACAAUAAAGAGAAGAACUUUUCACUAA
Centrocercus urophasianus (Greater sage-grouse) is the source of this 4056-nucleotide messenger RNA. RefSeq names its product general transcription factor IIE subunit 1-like. The coding region runs from base 592 to 1863 and encodes 423 amino acids. The transcript has 4 exons. The record is from RefSeq and is a predicted model, not a curated record. Lineage: Eukaryota; Metazoa; Chordata; Aves; Galliformes; Phasianidae. Gene Ontology annotation, biological process: transcription initiation at RNA polymerase II promoter; transcription open complex formation at RNA polymerase II promoter. Gene Ontology annotation, cellular component: transcription factor TFIIE complex.